CAUCUGCUCUAGCACAUGGACAUUGCCAAGUCAUAAGGAAAAAGGAGCGUGUACCGAAGACUACGACGAUGCAGGACUAUGUUGCUCAAAAUACCCUGGUCCCCACGGUGCCGAAAAGUACAGUAGAGGUGCAGCUUAAGAAAAGUAGUGAAGUGAAGCCACCACCAACGCAUGACUAUAGGGCUUCGAAGAGGCAGAGAAGAUCAAGCUCAGGCCAUGGCAGGGCUCCAUUGCCAGAAACCCCCAGUGGCCCUGCUCAGUCGCAGCGACACGUUACCCCAGUCUGCAAGAAAAAGAAGGAUCCAUCUGAAACGACAAAUGAUCAGGUUCGCAAUUCAAAGGUCACCAUGGCUAUGGAGAGUUCAACAGCCAUACAGCCCAAAAAAUGUAAAAAGGUCAGACCACCACCCAACCAGACCAGUAUGGCUAUCGAAAGGCAAAAGACCCAUAUCGGAGCCAGCUCAGCACAAGGCAUGGCUCAAUUGCAAGAAUCCCAAAGUAUGCCUCCCACGGCACAGAGCCAAGUAACCCCGUUUGUUACAAUGCCUACAGGUCACAGUGAAACUACUCAGGUCCCCGUGGCGUUUCGCACACCAGCUGUUGUGCAAGCUAGGAAACGUAAAAAGGUCAGACCACCACCCAAACAGACCAGUAAUGCUAUCGAAAGGAAAAAUACCUAUAUUGGAGCCAGCUCAGCACAAGGCACGGUUCCAUUGGGAGAAACCCAAAGUAUGCCUCCCACGGUACAGAGCCAAGUAUCCCCGUUUGUUCACAAAAACCAAGGAGAUGGGCUACAUGAGGCUGAUAAGUACAGAGAUGAAAAAAGGCCUGAAGCUAAAGAAGGCAAAAAGUCGGACGGAAUAAUUUGCAGUGAUGAGUUACAGCCGGUUGAGGAGUUGGUUGAAGACAGCGAUGCAGAUGCCAGGGAGGUAACUCAUUAUUAUGGAGAUGUAAACGACGAAGUCAGUGGUAAUGUAAUUCAUGCAAAUGAGGUCAUGGAAUAUCACUACAGUUGUGAAAGUGAUGCUGACAUGGAAAAAUAUAUCGAAUAUGCCACGUCUGAUGAUGAGAAGGAUGAGCUACAUCGGACAGGGGAAGUGGUUGAGGAACAAAGCAAUGUCUGCCCUGCGGGAGAAAGCGAGGAGACUGGAGAGUAUGGUAUUGGGGAAGACGAAGCCUCGGACACGAUGAUUAUCAAAGAUGAUGACAUUGAAACAUCUCUUGACGAGGAAGGUGUUUUUUAUUCAGUGAAACAUCUCUUGAUGAGAAAGAUGUGGUUAUAAUCAGUGAUGAUUCCUUGCUGGCUGAUGGGAUGAGUGCAACAGGAAACGAAAGUUUUGGAAGAGGUCAAAACCUGGACGUAGAUCAUAAUGAAGAAGUAGACCAAGGAACAACAAUAGCAGGAGAUGAACGAUCAGGAAUACCUGGAAACACGAAACCUGGGGUUGGCCAAAAUGGAAUGUGCAGAGGAGACAAGGAAACCGAAGGCGAAGAUACCAAAGAUAACGCCCUCCUGCAUUCCAUGCUGCUUCCCCUCACCCCUGAGAGUCUGGUUCUUCCUCUUAGCCCAGAUAGCCUAUUUGAUUUUGAGGAUGAUCAUCAAGUCAUGCAAGUUGUCACAUCUACCCCGUCAACUCAUCCAGGCAA
This is a messenger RNA of Lineus longissimus, 1647 nucleotides long. RefSeq lists its product as uncharacterized. Bases 69 to 1283 code for a protein of 404 amino acids. The transcript has 6 exons. The record is from RefSeq and is a predicted model, not a curated record. Lineage: Eukaryota; Metazoa; Nemertea; Pilidiophora; Heteronemertea; Lineidae.